Molecule: messenger RNA, 2712 nt
Organism: Cylindrotheca closterium
Lineage: Eukaryota; Bacillariophyta; Bacillariophyceae; Bacillariales; Bacillariaceae
Source: the annotation of a GenBank genome assembly
AUGAGGCUUUCUUCCUUGCUGAUAGGGGCAACAUCUGCUAGUGCAUUUAUUGCACCACGUACCUUACACCUAGCUGGAUCGAAUAACGUCCACAAGACACACACCAUUCACAGACUUUCCUUGGAUGAAGGACUUUCUGCAGUUGAUGCCGCGACGUCAAAAGUCGCAACGAUUGGAGAAAACAGUUUUGCUUCUAUUAUAGAGAAAUUGGAUGAUUUGAAUCAGUUUAUUGAUUCGAAUUACCACAAGGAUUUGAAUGCUGUAUUGAGCGAAUUCCAAGCCGUGUUCAAGGAAUCAAAUCUCGUUGAGUCAGAGGUCGCCACUUAUCUAUCGAACAUCUCUCGCGAGGUUGAUCAGUGGCUCUUGAAUCAAAAUCCAGGUGUUGAAUCCCUAUACAACAAAAUACUGACUCAGAUUACAAGCCUCAAGUUGGAUACACCAGAGGUGCUGAUUGUAUCAUCAUUCCUUACCUACACCAUUGUCAACAGCAUCCUCACUUGGGACCAGCCUCCACCUCCUUCGAAGCCAUAUCCUUUGAAACGGUACGAUCCGAUUGGCGCCCAGGUAUAUUUCAACGGGAAACCAUUUCAAGCAAUUUCCAGAGGGGUCGAAAUAUCUCUGAAGUCGCUGCGGUUUGCACUCUCAUUGUUGCAGGACAAAGUCCAGGACAAAUGGGACGAGAAUCAGGAAAAGCGAGGAAUGCAGCUGGCAGAAUUGUUGACAGAAUUGGGUCCUACUUUCAUCAAGAUUGGUCAGUCUUUGUCGAUACGAACUGACAUUCUCAGCCCGGCUUACAUUCGAGGCUUGGCGUCUCUACAAGACAAAGUUCCUGCCUUCGACACGAAGGUAGCUAAGCAAAUUCUGGAAGAGGAGUGGGGUCGACCCGUGGAUUCAGUCUUGAGCAAGAUUAGCAGCGAACCCGUAGCUGCAGCGUCGUUGGGUCAAGUAUACAAAGCAACAAUGAAAGACGGGACGGAAGUAGCCAUCAAAGUUCAACGACCAAACAUUUCGGAUCAAAUUGCUCUUGAUAUGCAUCUCUUGCGUGAAUUCGCACCAUUCGCCAAACGAACCUUCAACAUGAACACAGAUACUACUGGAACUGUUGACGCUUGGGGUUCUGGAUUUGUGGACGAGCUAGACUACCUCCAGGAAGCUGAAAAUGGAAAGUACUUCUUGCAAAAGAUUCAAGAAACCCCUUUAAAGGAUGUUGUAAUUGCUCCUACCGUGGUUGAUGAGUUGUCAACAGCAUCCGUGCUUGUAACUGAAUGGAUCGAUGGUCAACGGUUGGACCAGAGCAGUAGCGAGGAUAUCACCGUCUUGUGUAGCAUCUGCAUGAACACUUACUUGACCAUGCUUUUGGAGCUUGGGUUGUUGCAUUGUGAUCCACAUCCAGGAAACUUGUUGCGAACAAAUGAUGGAAAACUAUGUAUUUUGGACUGGGGAAUGGUCACUCGUCUGCCGCCAGAACUACAACUAACGUUGAUUGAGCACAUGGCUCACUUGACUUCCUCUGAUUACGCUGAAAUUCCUCGAGAUUUGCUAUUGCUUGGUUUCAUUCCCGAAGAUAAGGCUGAUCUGAUUGGUGACAGCGGAAUCGUUAAUGUUUUGGCAGAUAUCUAUGGGGCUUGGACAUCGGGUGGCGGUGUUGCUGCAAUCAAUGUUAACCAAGUUGUCAACCAGUUGCAAGAUUUGACCGCAAAAAAAGGAAAUCUUUUCCAGAUUCCGCCUUACUUCGCUUACAUUGCAAAGUCAUUUUCAGUUCUUGAAGGAAUAGGCCUUUCGAAUGAUGCCAAAUAUAGUAUCAUUAAUGAAUGCUUACCAUACGUCAGUAACAGACUCCUUACAGACAAGGAGAGCAUGGGGCCUGCCCUUUCUACAUUUAUCUUCGGUCCCGAAAAGGGCAACAUCGACACAAGAAUCGUUGACUACCGACGCGUUGAACAACUCAUUGAAGGAUUCGGAAACUUCUCCACCUCUUCGUCAGGGGCACUUUUAGGUAAAGAGGAACUCUCUCGCGGAGAAGUGUUAGAGGCAGCAGCUGAUCAAGUGUUGGAUAUUAUCGUCACCGAUGAAGAGAGCCCAUUUCAAGAUAUCUUGUUGGAGCAGCUUGCAAAAAUCGUUGCUGCCAAUUCCAGGUCAAUAUGGACUGAAGCGAGGGAACGAUCAGGGACUCUUCCGUCCGGCCGAAGUGUAUUGGGUACCAUCGUCGACCCUCUUGGUCUUUUCCAAUCGUCGCCGAUAGUGAAUACAUGCGAUAGGGAUGAAAAAAUUGUCGAAACCACUCAAAAGCUUGUUGAGUUGUUGCGAAGGCAGGCGUCUGCAUCAAGCACGACCGGUUUGGUAGACUUUUCUGAUCUUCAGCAAGAUGAAAUAGUUGAGCUUUCUGCUAUUUUGGCAAGGAAAGUGUGGUCCCGCCGCAUAAGUUUCCUGAGGACAGGCAGUAGAUUUGCAACCAAGCUCCUGGAACAGACUGCAGGUAGGUUGGAGAGUGGCGAAAGAAUCCGUCGACCAAGUAGAAAACCAUCAGAUCAGGAGGAUACGCAGGAUAUUCAGGAACCACCAGAAACAGGCGCCGCUAGCAUUGCUAGUAUACCGAUUGCCAAGAAGGACGAUAAAGUGGUGUCGCAAAGACUCAUGGACGCAAGAAAUCGUCUGAAACGUCUGGAACAAGUGGAUGAAGCCGAAGGUGCCGCAAAAGAAGCCGUAGUAUGA